This is a messenger RNA of Pygoscelis adeliae (Adelie penguin), 2478 nucleotides long. RefSeq names its product zinc finger protein 395 (gene ZNF395). Gene Ontology annotation, molecular function: DNA-binding transcription factor activity; RNA polymerase II cis-regulatory region sequence-specific DNA binding. Gene Ontology annotation, biological process: regulation of transcription by RNA polymerase II. The coding region runs from base 1 to 1314 and encodes 437 amino acids. The transcript has 9 exons. The record is from RefSeq and is a predicted model, not a curated record. Gene Ontology annotation, cellular component: nucleus. Lineage: Eukaryota; Metazoa; Chordata; Aves; Sphenisciformes; Spheniscidae.
AUGGCGAGCGUGCUGUCCAGGCGCCUGGGGAAGCGCUCCCUGCUAGGCACCCGCGUUUCUGCCCCCGGUGCCUUGGCUGAGGGGGUGCUGGUGGCCACCCAGAUCCCCGGCUUGCAGACUGACCUCGGCCGGGCGUCUGCCCACACGCCGCCGCGAGAGGACGGAUCCUGCGUGCCGUCAGCGGAGGAGAGCAGCCAGGCACCCAGGUUCCCUAGUCCCGGCCGCCGGCAGCUCCGUGCCGGGCAGCAAGUCCUUGUCACCUACAACGGGCAGGAGUGCGCCGGCCUCGUGGAGCAGCACAACCCGCUGAGCGACAAGGUGAAGGUGCUGCUGCCGGAGCAGGGCUUGCAGGCCUGCUGGAGGGUGCAGGAUGUGCAGCCGGCUGUGCUCCAGCCCCCCACCCUGCCCGCCACCGCCGGUCCCGGCCCUGCCGAGGCGCUCCAGAGAUCCGUAUCCAGCAAUAUCGAUGUACCCAAGAGGAAAGCUGACGCCGCUGUGGAGAUGGACGAGAUGGUGGCAGCCAUGGUGCUGACGAGCCUCUCCUGCAGCCCCGUGGUGCAGAGCCCCCCCGCCGGUGAGAGCAGCAUCCCCCACUCCGACCCCUUUCUCCUUGACGAACCUGCUCCGCGCAAGAGAAAGAACUCGGUGAAGGUGAUGUACAAGUGCCUGUGGCCGAGCUGCGGCAAGGUCCUGCGCUCCAUCGUCGGCAUCAAGCGGCACGUCAAGACCCAGCACCUCGGGGACAGCGCAGACUCCGACCAGCGGAAGCGGGAGGAGGAUUUCUACUACACCGAAGUGCAGGUGAAGGAAGAGCCGGCGCCGGAGGCGACCACCGCUGCCAGCCCUACGUCCGCGUCCACCCCCAUCAUCAUCCAGCAAGCCCUGGCGAAGCCGGAGGCACUGCUGGUGGAGCAGCCCACACUGGAGCCCGCCCUGGCCAGCAGCGCCCUGAGCCAGUCUGCCCCCAGCUCCUUCUGGCACAUCCAGGCUGAUCAUGCCUACCAGGCGUUGCCCUCGAUCCAAAUUCCAGUGUCCCCCCACAUCUUCACCAGCAUCAGCUGGGCCACUGCCACCUCGACUCUCCCGUCCCUGUCACCGGUGCGGAGCCGGUCGCUCAGCUUCAGCGAGCCCCAGCCACCGACGCCAAUGCUCAAGUCCCACCUGAUCGUCGCCUCGCCGCCCAGGGUGUCCAUCGGCACCAGGAAAGUCCGCGGUGAAGCCAAAAAGUGCCGUAAGGUGUACGGCAUCGAGCACCGGGACCAGUGGUGCACGGCCUGCCGGUGGAAAAAAGCCUGCCAGCGCUUCCUGGACUGAGCGCAGCACCACGGUGCCGCGUCCCUCCCCUGCUCCUGCCCGGGGGAGCACCGGAGUCCCUCACUGCUGCAACCAGGGACCUUGGAGGUACCUCCUGUGACCCCAGAAGACACCUCCAGAGCUGCGUGUAAAUUCCUCCUUCUGUAUAUUGUACAUCUGCUGGGUUUGCUCUUUUUUAAAAAAAACCUUUUUCCAACUUUUUCUUUUUUUUUUUUAAACCUGAAGAAUAUCUCCCUUUGUACGGUAAAAGCUGGAGCUGGGAGGGAAGGAAGCCGGUUCCUCGGGCUUCGGGGAAGGUUGUAGGCGAUCUGGGGACCAAAGAGCUUCCUGCAUUUCCCAGAUCAGCCCUAAAAUUGCCCGAACUGUCGCAGCGUGGCUGGGGUGAGGCGUUGAGGCAGCUUCCCGUGUCCUUUGACGCCCUAGAAAGUGCAAAUCCCUUGUAGCCUUUAAGGGAGGGGAUCGGUAACAGUAAUAGCUUUAAAAAAGAAACGCUGUUGGGUUGCUGCAAGCAAGGCAGGAGCGGUUCUCGGGGCGGGAGUCGGAAGGUUUCUCUCCCCGCGUGGCUGCGGUCUUUGCUCGUGUCCACGUCGCACUGGUAGCUCGAGCCUGCGCGUGCCUCCGGUCGGUUCGUUCGCGUCGUUUUUGGAGGCAUUUUGGGGGGGGAAACCCAAAGCAUUUUGAUCAGGAAAACUAUGAGAAUUUUUAAGGCAAAACCCGGUGUUCCUUCUCAUUUUAGGCUUCAUAAGUCUGCUUAGCUCCGUGAAAACCGAUGUUGUGGCCCUCGCCAUGUCUGUCGAAACUAGGCUGAGCAAUUUUAUUUUUUUAUUUAAUGAUUCCACCAGUAAAGGCAGCUGGGAGGACCGGGAAGGGCUUCCCCUUAGCAUCACCGAACGGCCCCAACUCAGCAAAACACUUCAAUAUUUGCUUUCGAAUCCCAUCGAGCCUGGUGGGAGUCAGGUUUCCGACUUCCAGCCUUUAAAAUACGUAUUUACCCGACCCGAACUGCUGCUGGUUUCCUGUCGCUGUCGCGGCUGUCCCACCUACCCCAGCAUCGCUGGCGGGGCGUUGCGCUUGGCGUCGGGCGGGGAUGCGUGCGGCCGGGGAGCCGGAUUGCCCCGUUGGCUUUCUCCCCUCGCCGGGGCAGGCAGCCAUUUGGAUUUGUAU